GAUCUUUCCGCGCGAAUAUGUAGAUACCACUUGUGGGAUAAUAAGCAUGCUACCUUAUCAGAUAUGUUCCUGUGUGAACAGGAAUUGAGAAUCUACUUCUGCGGAUAAAGUAGAUUAGCGCCUGACAAGACUUCUUCUUACCUGCACCAUGACAUCCGUAUUCUCGAUUUCUUCGUCUGUUAAGCUAUCUACGGGCAAGCCGAACGCAUCAUACGCAAAUCGAGGCUCACUUUUCCUGUAGGCUAUCUUAUGCCCGUAUUAGGCUUUGGAGUGUACCAGAAUUACGACGCGAGAACUUCUUGUCUUGAAGCUUUCAAGGCAGGAUACAGGCACGUCGAUUCCGCUCAGAUGUACAGGAAUGAAGCUGCUGUUGGGGAAGCAGUUCGUGAAAGCGGCAUCAACAGGUCGGACCUCUUUAUCACAACAAAAUGUGCUUCUCGCAGUCAUGGAUACGAGAGUACAUUGAGCGGUGUAGAUGAGUCCUUGAGCAAGCUUCAAUUCGAUUACAUCGAUCUUUUCCUCAUUCAUGACCCUCUGUCAGGAUCAGAGAAACGUCUCGCAACUUACAAGGCCCUGCAGGAAUGCAAAACAGCCGGAAAAAUCAGGACUGUAGGGGUCUCAAACUAUAACGUCAAGCAUCUUGAGGAAAUUCGAAAUGCUGGCUACGAUUUGCCUGCGGUGAACCAGAUCGAGCUUCAUCCAUUUUGCCAGCAAAAGCCGAUCGUAGAAUACUGUCUAAAGAAUUCUAUCGUGGUUCAGGCGUACUGUCCAAUUAUUCGAGGAAAAAUGGAUCAUGAGGUCUUCAAUUCGAUAUCAGUCAAGCACAAUCAUGAUCCUGCACAAGUCUUGAUUCGUUGGUCUCUUCAGAAAGGUUUUGUACCCCUGCCCAAGAGUGCUACACCGUCCCGCAUUCAUUCCAAUGCUCAGGUGUUUGAUUUUGAACUAGAUGCAGAUGACAUGGCGCGCAUAGAUGCACUUGACCAGGGCAAACAAGGAGCCAUUAGUUGGAAUCCUGUGGAUGCCGACUAGGAAGCAUUCUUUACUUCAUGUACCAUAUAUCCUACUUGGCAAAAUGUUCAAUCUUGGAGUGUGUCUUUCGAGGGUGUACUUUCAGAAUUAUGUG
Molecule: messenger RNA, 1123 nt
Organism: Lentinula edodes (shiitake mushroom)
Lineage: Eukaryota; Fungi; Basidiomycota; Agaricomycetes; Agaricales; Omphalotaceae
Product: NADP-dependent oxidoreductase domain-containing protein
Exons: 8
Coding region: 250-1029 (259 amino acids)
Molecular function (GO): oxidoreductase activity
Source: RefSeq, a predicted model, not a curated record